This is a messenger RNA of Dibothriocephalus latus, 897 nucleotides long. Lineage: Eukaryota; Metazoa; Platyhelminthes; Cestoda; Diphyllobothriidea; Diphyllobothriidae. The record is from the annotation of a GenBank genome assembly.
AUGUCCUCUGUCGUCCAAUGUACCUUCUACUACACAAGCUUUAAUUUCUUUCCCAUCUUCGUUGACAUCAUGGUUCUUGAAUUUCAUCUUUACAUGAAUACCGGACCCUUCAAACAGGACAUGGGCCGAUGCUUGGGACAGUACGUGGUAGUAUUCAACUGUUCUGAUCAAAUGGAUUUCCGCGGUCUUGGUCGAAUCUUCAAGGGACUUGCUCAAUCCGGUGCUUGGGGCUGCUUCGAUGAAUUUAAUCGAAUAGAGUUGCCUGUACUGUCCGUAGCGGCACAGCAAAUUGCAAUUGUCCUCUUCGCUAAACGGGACGGUCAAGACGAGUUCGUCUUCUCCGACGGAGAUGUAGUUCCCCUAAAUGCUGAAUUCGGAAUCUUCAUCACCAUGAACCCAGGGUAUGCAGGUCGUCAGGAAUUGCCGGAGAACCUAAAGAUCAACUUCCGUACCGUGGCAAUGAUGGUGCCAGAUCGACAAAUUAUCAUUCGUGUCAAGAUGGCUUCCUGCGGUUUUAUUGAGAAUGCACCCCUGGCGAAGAAGUUCUAUUACCUUUAUGGGCUUUGCGAACAACAAUUAAGUAAACAGGUUCACUACGACUUUGGUCUGCGUAAUAUUCUGUCCGUACUGCGGACCUUUGGAGCAGUACGACGUAGCAGUCCAGACGAGCCCGAGAAUAGAAUUGUCAUGCGAGUCCUACGCGACAUGAACCUGAGCAAAUUAGUCGAUCAGGAUGAGCCGCUCUUCAUGUCCAUCCUGAAAGACCUGUUCCCCGGUGUCGUACUCACCUCCGAUGUCCGCUAUCCAGAAUUAAUGGUUUCACUAGAAAGGAACGCCACUGAAAUGGACUUGAUUGCGCACAAACCAUGGAUGCUUAAAGUUCUACAGGUGAGUUGA